AUGGCAAGAGACACUGAUAACCAAUUCUCCAAAGAUGGCAAGGAUCAAGCUACACAGCGGCUGAAUCAAGUCUCCUCACACAUCUCCGCGCCAAAGACAGAUAAGCCAGCCACCGCCAAACCAAAAUCUAAAAUUACAGCAUCCCAUCUCCCAGCAGAUCACUCCGAUGUUCUCAGUCAAAUAUCCGAGCUGCGCAGAAUAGCUGCGACGCCAGACCCAAAUUCUCGGGGCUACAUCCGGCAAAAGCAAGCUGGUAAACUAUGGGUCCGCGAGCGUAUCGACCAGCUUCUUGACCCAAAUUCGUUCCAGGAAAUUGGCUCUGUGUCUGGGACAGUAACAUGGAAGAAAACGGCACCAAUGCGCGAGACACCCGUGACUUUUGUUCCUAGCAAUAAUGUCCAGGGCGCAGGAACGCUCCGGGGCAGGAAGGUACUGCUUACAGCAGACGACUUUAGUAUUCGGUCUGGACAUGCGGAUGGAGCUAGUUCCGAGAAGACAGUAUAUGUGGAGAAAUUGGCUCUUGCUUUGCGGCUGCCUGUGGUGAAGUUGGUAGAUGGGAGCUCUGGAGGUGGGAGUGUGACGACUAUCAAGAAGGAAGGGUGGAGUUAUGUUCCGUAUGUGAGGCCUUUCAAGCCUGCAAUCCAGCAACUGAAUAUGGGCAUUCCAAAUUUGGGUGCUGUGGUUGGUCCUGCGAUUGGUCUCGGCGCAGCAAGAGUAGUCACUUGCCAUUUUUCGGUCAUGGCGGCAGAUAUUGGCGCACUUUUCAACGCUGGUCCGAAGGUUGUGGAAGGUGCCACAUUUGAAGAGGGUCUUGGAUUCCAAGAUCUCGGUGGCCCGCUGGUUCAUUGUACGAACGGAACAAUUGACAACCUAGCCGCAAACGAAGCCGAGUGUUUCGAACAGCUUCGUACCGUCUUGGGUUAUUUGCCCAACUCUGGAGCUGAUGCUCCACCAGUUAUUACGUGUGAUGAUCCCGAGGAUCGAGAAGACCUGGCAUUGCGCAGUAUAAUUCCCCGUCGUCAGGCACGAAUGUACAACCCCCGAGUGAUCAUCAAUUCUGUUGUUGAUCGGGAUUCAUGGUUUGAGAUUGGCGCGCUCUGGGGUCGCACGGCUAUUGGGGGAUUGGCACGUCUUUCUGGUCAUCCUGUUGGAAUUAUUUCACUGAAUUGUGAAGUAAACGGUGGUGCACUCGAUGCAGCUGGUAGCCAGAAACUCACUCGGCUGCUGAAGAUGUGCGAUGUGAUGAAUAUUCCAAUUCUGCAGUUUAUUGACGUCCCCGGCUACGCAAUCGGUACUGUUGCCGAACGCAACGCAACUAUGCGCUGGGGUGUCGAGCUUGCAAAGACCUACUUCACUACCACGAUCCCAAUAUUCAAUGUGAUUACCCGGCGGGCCUUUGGCGUGGCUGGAGGAGUCAUGCUCGGAUCUCGGGACCCAGUUAUGCAAGUUGCAUGGCCGUCUGGGCAGUGGGGUUCAUUGCCGCUAGACGGGGGUAUCGAGGUGGGACACCGGCAUGAACUGCGGGAAGCAGAGAAGGAGGGCAAGAAAGAAGAACGAUACAGUGAAUUAGAAGAGGAGUAUCAGCGGCUGAUGAAUCCUGUCCGAACUGCAAAUGCCUUCGGUGUCGAGGAGAUUAUUGAUCCGAAGGACACCAGGCAGGUUUGUUGUUCGUGGGUAAAACAUGUUUAUGAAGUGCUCAUGAAGGAGAGGUUAACGGAUCGUGCUUGUGGGAAGAUCCAUCCUUCCUUUGCUUGA
Molecule: messenger RNA, 1755 nt
Organism: Penicillium longicatenatum
Lineage: Eukaryota; Fungi; Ascomycota; Eurotiomycetes; Eurotiales; Aspergillaceae
Product: acyl-CoA carboxylase subunit beta
Exons: 3
Coding region: 1-1755 (584 amino acids)
Molecular function (GO): propionyl-CoA carboxylase activity
Source: RefSeq, a predicted model, not a curated record